This is a messenger RNA of Nanorana parkeri, 4288 nucleotides long. RefSeq names its product KIAA2022 ortholog (gene NEXMIF). The transcript has 2 exons. Gene Ontology annotation, cellular component: nucleus. Gene Ontology annotation, biological process: negative regulation of cell adhesion mediated by integrin; negative regulation of cell-matrix adhesion; negative regulation of cell-cell adhesion mediated by cadherin. The record is from RefSeq and is a predicted model, not a curated record. The coding region runs from base 11 to 4288 and encodes 1425 amino acids. Lineage: Eukaryota; Metazoa; Chordata; Amphibia; Anura; Dicroglossidae.
CGAUAAAGUGAUGGACAGCCAGGAAGAUAGAGCGUCUGCCCCCCAAGCAGCCAACACUCUUCUUAUUAAUGGGAUUACUGAGCCGCAUGAUCCCGUAGAUGAUGUGAAGUCCUAUGAUGCUGCAGAUGCUUCUGUCACAUUCCCAGCCUUAACACAGAAAGAACUUCAUGCCUGUCACAGAGCAUUGCCACCAAUCAUUUCCAAAGAGCCUUGCUUGCUGGGCCCUCCUUCCCCCCUGAGGCUAUCAGAUACAGCUGAACAUGUUAGUAGUGAUCCUUCAGUUCAGGCCAUAUCUCUGACAACCUGUGCUACCAAGGGCCUUAGCACCUGGUCUUUGCCCAGUGAAAGUGAAAAAACGCCUUUUACCAUCAUAGAGCCUGGAGCUAUGUCAGCUUUGACUGGCGAUUGCUUGAUGCAACAAAGUCGGACCUGCUUAGGUUGUUUUAUAGAAACAAAAGAUGGAGUAGAUUCAGAACCUGGUGUCAGUUUGAAAAUGGGAGAUAUAAGUAGAGACUAUGACACUUGUCCAGUUACUGACAUGGGAAUUCACUGCAUGAGUACUGGAGACAGCAUAAAAUAUGGUGAUCAGCUGCUUUCUGAUCAGCUGUUAAGCUUUCCUGUUCAUAAAUCUCAAGAGGCUGAUAAAAGGGAUCAAGAUAAGUCUGAUAGUGAGACAGAGGACCCUUCUCAAAAGAAUUAUUAUGAGGGUCUGCUACUGGACAAAUGCAAUGGAGAUGAAGCUCUGCUGUCCAAUCCUAACCAGGAGUGGGGCUAUUUUGAAUCCUUUAUUAGUGAGAGUAAAAUUGAACUUCUGGAUCUGUGCUCAAAAAAUGAACUGUCUGUCAAUUUGUUUUCAGAGGAAGAUGUGGACAAUUACAUGUUUGAUGAUGAUGAUUCUACUCUUGGUAGCGAUGUUUGCUCGUUAAAGAUCAGGUAUGAAUCGUUUCAAGAUAAUGUAAGAGAGAAGACAAAUGCCCUACAAGAAGAUGCCCAAUUCAAUUUCUUCCCAAGCGUCUUUACUAAUUGCACCAAGAAGGAAAGCAAAGUGUCCAAGAAAAGGGUAGCAGACCCUUCUCAAUUCAAACUUGAAGAAGGUGGAAUAUGGGAAGAAGAUGAGGAUGAAGAUGAGGAAGGAGAUGGUGAGGGCAUGAAAUCUACCUUGAGCAAAGCUUGUGGCAAUGUUGAUGUGGUGCAAUAUAUUAGCACGAAAAGAAGCCACUUUUUGGAUUCAGUAAAUUCAGCAGAAGACUCUGGAGAGUACAGUGAUGACAGUUCUUGCAGUGAAUCUUCAUAUGAUGUACUGGGAGACAUCAAGGACUGUACCAGAUAUCUAUCACGUGAGCAUUCUCACUCCCUUAUCCAGCCAAAUUAUGGACUAAGGGUGAAGAGGAAAGUCAGGUAUAGUGAUGACUACUUGUAUGAUAUGGAUUCCCUAGAGAAUGAGAAGGUUGUAGAAAAGAAGGAAGGUGCACCAGAUGGACCCAAAGAAGAAGAUGAUGAUGACUGGUGCCCUAAAAAACGUAGGAAAGUUUGCAGGAAGGAACCACCAGUCAUCAUUAAAUACAUAAUCAUUAAUAGGUUUAAAGGAGAAAAGCACAUGCUUGUCAAGCUUGGUAAGCUUAAUGCAGAUGAGACCACAGUUAACCUAAGUGAAGACCAGCUAUCAAAACUUCAAAAACUUGCACCACAGAAAGAGUAUUGGGAAGAAAAGAGGCGAAACACAUCAGCUUUGAAUGCGCAGAGAAAUCUCAAUGGCUUAGAAAACACCAUUCAACCAAGGAAGAGAAAAGGCCAGCUAGCAAACCGGCAUAGAUUACAGAGGAUUCAAACUAUUGAACAACCACUGGGCAGGGAGAUGCUUUCUUCUUAUGAACACAGACAGGGAUGCAGCAGCAAAGAUGAUACCAGCCUUAAUGACGUGCAUACAUUAGCCCUAGAAACCCCAAGCUGUGUAAAUGGAUUACAUUUGGCUGACAUUGCAGAGGUUGCGCCUGUGAGGUGCAGAUCUCUAGAAAGGGAACUUAAGUGUGCAGACAGGAAGGUUAUAAGGAGAAUCAAGUUUAAAAGUGAAGCCAGGUUAAAAUGCAAACAGCUCAAACUUGAGCAGGCAAAUGCUAUUAGUAAUACAGAACCAGUGGAAAACUUCCCUGCCAUGGAGAACCAGGACUCAGUACCUCUUCUGAAAGAAGAAACCAUCCACAGUACGCCAGACUCUUCCCAUCCUUUGCAGUGCCAUGGUGAAAACGAAGCUAAAAAUUCUCCUUUUCUGCAAACCACCUGCUCUCCUGACAAGCCAUUACCAUCUGCUCACAUCAGCAACAAUGUACCAGUUCUCCCUGGAGGGUAUCUACAGACACUCUUAGAUGCAUCGGACUCAUCUUCUGGCACUGCUAUAACAUACUUUGCCCCUCAUCCCUUGGGGCAGCACUCAGUUAGCAUUAUGCAGACAGAAAAACAAUUCAGCUCACUACAACUUGCAAAGAGCUGUGUUCUCUCCCCCCCUUCAGAAUCUGAACUGCAGCAGUCACCACAUCACUUAGAAAUGGAGCAGAGCUUCCCAGACAUGUGGCAUGGCAAGCCUCCUAGCAGCCAAGCUGAGUUCAUAUCAAACCUAAGGGAAGUGUCCAUCAUAUCCGGAGACUUUGCCGAUUCAGCGGCUGUUUCAGGCACAGACAUCACAGCCUUGGGAUAUAGUCAAGCUCAUCCAAACAACACUAAACAGCUGUACCACAAAACAUAUUUGCAAGAAGGCCAGAUUCAGCAGGAUGACUCCUAUCAGACAUGUCAUUAUAAUAGUGGAGAUAGCCACUAUGUUCUGCAGAGAGGCACACUUAACACCGACAAUGGAAGGCUUAUUAGUUUUGACUCAGUAGGCUCGUUGUCUGUUAGUUCCAGUAAUUAUAGCUCUUUAAGCUUGAAGUCUUGUGAAAAGGAUGGAGAGGAUGAAAUAAGCGAUGAUUUCUUGGCCCACUGUAGUCCCAAACUUGUAAUUCAGCAAAGCAUUGAUGAAAUCACACCACUGAAGGAGUCAACUGAUCUCCUUGACAUCUCCAACUUCACCCCUGACAAAUUCCGUCACUCAUCACUUUCAGAGAUGUCUCCACCUGAUACGCCCAAUCUUUCCCCUCAAAUCACAGGUACAGAGGUGAAAUCAGUAGGAAACCUUAAACCUUUUCAGAAUGGUGCCCCGGCAGUGCAUAAUGGAUCAGAAAAGACCAAAUGGAACUGUACUGUUCUUCCUUCACAAGAGCAGAUUAAUAGUGGCUUUACAUUAAACAAUCACCAGUUUCAGUUUCAUAUGUUUAAUGAUGAAGAUUCAGUUACAGUUCCUGAUAAAAACACAUGUCUCCCAGUGUUUGAUGAGUCUUCAGUGCCCAUCCAUGCUAUCGGCAAAGCCUCAAAAUCGAAAAAGAAACUUUCUGCCACCAAAAAUACAGGUGCCAACCAAAGCUCUACUCCAAAAAGUAGCAAGAAGAAAUCCUCCAAGGCUAGCAAGGGGGUAGAAAAAACACAGACAAAAGCCCCUCGGCAAACAGGUUCCAAGUCAUCUAAGAAAGUUAAAAAUGAUAAAGCCCAGACUGCUUGCAAUGGAUCAGAUGUACUGAAUAAUGCCAGUCCUGAUAAGCAGGGUUUAACUGACUGUAUGCAGAUUUAUGGGCCGGGCUCAUCCAAGGCAGGGAAGCGUCCAGCAGAGUGGACGCAUGAUAAAGGAAACAAUUCAUGGCCUGAUGUGAACGGAGGAAAUGCCAACAAUAUAAUUGAUGAUGAUCAAAGAGAAUUUGAGGAACCUUCUAACAUUCUUUCUAACAUAGCAUCUGGCAUGGCUGAUGUCCAGAGGUUCAUGAUGGCCUCAAUUGAGCCAUUUUGCAGUCCCAUGGGUCACAGUGACAUCCCAGAUAUAUUACUGUCUCCCGAGUCAAACAGUCUAAAAUUGAAAACAUUGAAAAUUUUGGCUAGUACACCACAGGAUUUUAAGAAGAAAGUAAAUGGCAGCUCAAUGGGGGGCUCCAAGAAGUCAACCAACAAGGGCUCAGGUAAGAACAAUGCUAAGUUUGGAGUUUUUGACCCAAGCUGCUCACUAAGUUAUGGAGGAAACCUUCAUGCAGCCUUUUUUGAUAAGAACUUUGGAAAUCUUGGUAUAUUAACCAAUACUGUACCAACCCACAAAAAGCUGUACCGUCAUAAAUCAACAUCUAAAUCGCUGCGUGAUGAAAACUGUAAAGGUAAAAGAAUAGACCAAGCACAUAAGGACCCAAUGGUCACAGCUGCAUUUGAAAAACUGAGGUAA